CGAUCCGUCUACUGAUCAAUUGCUGUUUGAUAUUGUUACAGCAAACAUGAUUCAUGGCCCAUGCGGUACUUUUAAUCGUUCAUCGCCUUGCAUGUCAGAUGGAAAAUGUAAAAAAAAUUUCCCUAAAGAUUUCACUAACGAUACAAUCACAAAUGUCGACGGAUAUCCAAUAUAUCGUCGAAGGAAUCCAGAUAAUGGCGGACAAUCAUUUAUUAAAAACAUCAGCAACACAGACAUUGAUAUUGACAAUCAUUGGGUCGUGCCAUAUUCGCCCCUGCUGAGCAAAACAUACAAUGCUCAUAUUAAUGUUGAGUUCUGCAGUUCUGUGAAGAGCAUCAAAUACAUUUGCAAGUCGGUACAUCAGCUCCAAUGAAGCUGUUUGGCGUAUCUUUGGUUUUCCAAUUCAUGAACGGGAUCCAGCAGUUGUUCAGUUAGCCG
This is a messenger RNA of Cotesia glomerata, 438 nucleotides long. RefSeq lists its product as uncharacterized. The transcript has 2 exons. Lineage: Eukaryota; Metazoa; Arthropoda; Insecta; Hymenoptera; Braconidae. The record is from RefSeq and is a predicted model, not a curated record. The coding region runs from base 47 to 373 and encodes 108 amino acids.